AUGUCUCUCGAGAUCGGCCUUGGCACUCCGCUGGCGGAGGCUCUCAAUGCUGCGAUUCAACCGAAGCUACUUGAAGUUGGAUGGGGUACUGGGGGUAGCGAUGACUCUGCGCUCGCCGAAUACAUCAUUCUGAUGCUGGUCAAUGGCAAGACGCAAGACCAGAUUGCCACCGAGCUCUCCGGAGACCUUUUAAAUCUACCGCCUGAUGACCCUGUCGUGCACGAGUUUUCCAAAUGGCUAUUUGAACAGGUUCAUAUUCUUAGCGCGCCGAAUGGUCAGCCAAACGGUGGCGACUCUAUGGGCGACGCUGCGGGUGGAGAAAUGGACACGGAUAUGGGCUCUCAUGAUGUAUCUGAGCUGAAUGCGCCCACUGGCCCCCGCUCAAUGCGCAAUGGUAACUUCAGAGGAGGACGAGAUAAGCGAAUGUUUGGACAAAUGUCCAAGGCUAUGGAUCGAUCAAACGACAAUGUUCUUCAUCGAGUUCGCGGGCAAACGGGUAGCGGAAGAAUCGAUACACAUGCUCGUGCCCCCCCAACUGGCCCACGUGGUGGCCGCGGCGGCCUGAUGCGGAAUCACAACAACAAUCGAGGCAUGGCGGGCGGCGCAAUGCCCGGUGCUCCUGGCGGCCCAGGAUUCCCUCAGUGGCAGAUGCAAGGCCAACCUUCUCAGCUAGAUGUCAUGGCCAUACUGGAACAGCAAAACCAAAUGAUGCUAGAACUGUCUCAGCAGAUGAUGAACAACGGGAACCGAGGAUUUGGCCAUCAGCGACGAGGGAAGUCUUUGUUUGAGAGAACCCAAGACCCUCGCCACAGGCACAAAUUCCCCCGAGGCCAAGGCUCGAACCAAGCUGACGCGAACGGGGACGAAGUCAACAUGGAGCAUACUGCCGAAGGCGAGGAUGUUGAUAUGGGCAAGCGCGAGCCUCCAAACCCCGACGAGACGGUUUGCAAAUACAAUCUUCACUGCACAAACAAAGAUUGUAAAUUUGCACAUCAGUCUCCAGCAGCGCCUCCUGGUGUUUCUGUCGAUGUCAACGAUGUUUGCAGCUUUGGUGCUGCCUGCAAGAACCGCAAGUGCGUCGGACGCCACCCCUCACCAGCCGCAAGGCUUGCACACCAGAGUGAACAGGACUGCAAGUUCUUCCCCAACUGUCAAAACGCUCGAUGCCCAUUCAAACACCCCUCAAUGCCUCUCUGCCGCAACGGCGCAGAUUGUACGACACCAAACUGCAAAUUUACACACGUUAAGACCAAGUGCAAAUUCAACCCUUGUUUAAACCCUACCUGUGCCUUUUCACAUGAAGAGGGUCAGCAGGGAGGUUUCAAGGACAAGGUCUGGACUUCUGAACAGGCACAGGGUCACGUUAGCGAGAGAAAAUUUGUGGAUGAUACCGCUGAAGAGGAACUCGUUCAGCCCGGAGAACCCGGCUUGGAAGACAUGGUACAAUAUGAAGUUGUUGGUUGA
Messenger RNA from Trichoderma asperellum CBS 433.97, 1464 nucleotides. RefSeq lists its product as uncharacterized. The record is from RefSeq and is a predicted model, not a curated record. Lineage: Eukaryota; Fungi; Ascomycota; Sordariomycetes; Hypocreales; Hypocreaceae. Gene Ontology annotation, cellular component: nucleus; cytoplasm. Gene Ontology annotation, molecular function: poly(A) binding. Gene Ontology annotation, biological process: regulation of mRNA stability.